CGAGUUGUGGAGGGAUUUUGGAGGGGGGUCAGGAAGAAUUUCAGGAAGAAUUUGGGGCGUUUUGAGCACUGCCCACCUCAAAUUCACCCCAACUUUUUCCCCCCACCCCAGGAGCCCCGAGCCGGCGCCUGGCAGACGUCGAACGCCGAGAACCUCCCCCCGCAGACGCUGCGGCUGCUGUGCAGGGAGGUGUCGCUGCUCAGCGCCGACCCCCCCGACGGCAUCAAGGUCUUCCCCAACGACGAGGACGUCACCGACGUCCAGGUGGCCAUCGAGGGGCCAGAGGGCACCCCGUACGCAGGGGGGCUGUUCCGCAUGAAGCUGGUGCUGGGCAAGGAUUUCCCGGCCGCGCCCCCCAAGGGGUUUUUCCUGACCAAGAUCUUCCACCCCAACGUGGGGCCCAGCGGCGAAAUCUGCGUCAACGUCCUCAAGAGGGACUGGAGAGCCGAGCUGGGGCUGCGCCACGUGCUGCUGGUGCGGCUGGGGGAACGGGGCUGGGGG
Messenger RNA from Cyanistes caeruleus (blue tit), 501 nucleotides. The record is from RefSeq and is a predicted model, not a curated record. Lineage: Eukaryota; Metazoa; Chordata; Aves; Passeriformes; Paridae.